Molecule: messenger RNA, 1182 nt
Organism: Prunus avium (sweet cherry)
Lineage: Eukaryota; Viridiplantae; Streptophyta; Magnoliopsida; Rosales; Rosaceae
Source: RefSeq, a predicted model, not a curated record
UAAAUUGAAGGCCCGAUUAUAUCUGUAUCGCCGAUGUUUUCAUCCCUGAAUUCACGUAUUCUCAAUGCUAGUGCCGCUUUCAGGAAAUUUGGUAUUGGUCUGGUUGCUAAUGUAUUAUUAGCAGGUGCUCUCUCGUCAGCAGCAUAUAAAAAGUGGGAAAAGGCUGCAAUUGCUGGGGUUUCUUUGGUUGCUGAUGCUGCUGAGCACCUAGAGCGGGCAAUAACUGAUAAAGAAGUUGAGCAAGACAGAAGUGCUGCAGGGCAAAGUAGCGCUGUUCCUGUUGGAAAAGUUCUGCCACCUAUGCCCGCUUUCGUACAAAAUAUUGAUACAGAGAGCGGCACAAACAAUUGUAUGAAACUUAAGCUCCAGUUGUUCCCAAUUGACGAUGGUACUAGAAGAGCCUUGGAAAAUGAUAAACAUAAUCCAUACUUGGAACUCACUCUUAGUACUCGGAAAAAGAUAUCAUCAGUUUUGGAUCAUCUAAAUCGCAAAUGGGGAAAUUCGAAUGUAGCAUCAGGAGAGCUAACCCUGUUCCAUUACAGUGUCCAGAGGGAUAACCUGAUGGGUUAUCCUAGAUGGACGCAAGACUCAAUUGUCAGUGCGGCAGAUGUAUAUGCAACGAUUGGAUGCCCUCCAGUUUUCCGUUUAAGGUAUGGUUGGUUCUCCAAUACUGAGCUUGGGUCUGUUGGAUUGCAAACACCUGUAGCAUCUUGCAGCAAUCAAGGUGAGCAUGAUAUUAAUGAAGAGAAGAGGAAGGAGCAGAUUGUGGAUUCAGUGCCUUUAUCUCCUCUAUCAACUGAUAAUCAGUCUGCCGAUAUCCAUAAGGAUCACUCAACUUCAACGAACAAUAGUUGUGUUCUCUCUGCACUGGCUUAUCAACAUUCUCAACCCCAACUACCCGAACGUGGUAAACCACGGUAUAACCAUUCUCUUGGUUUGACUUCAGCUGAUGAGCCCAAUGAGAUAAAUGGCUACAUCUGCGCAAGUCCAAACAAUAACUUUGUGGGGGACCCUACGGAAAUAACGUCAUGGCAUAAAAAGGAGGCUGGUGAUCAGAGUACCUCAAGACAUCGGGGAGAUGUGGUAAAUGUCCUUUCUCUGCUCCAUGCUUUUAAUGUUAUUAAACUGUCAGCCCACAGGUAUGAAUGUUUGCAUAUUUUUAACUAGGCCCCAACAGAGGAA